GAAGCAGAGCUCUGACACAGUGGUGAUUACAAAACGUUUCUUGACACUGUCGGGACUCCACUGUGGCUGGGGGAGCUGGUGUGCAUGGCACAGGGGAGCCAAGGUGAACAGCCAAGGAGAAACCAGAGACAUUCAAGGGACUGGGGAACGUUCUUCAUUGUACGAGUGGCCUGAGGGGAUCUGCUUCAGGAUACGGCUCCAAAGGGCGCAUGAGAUGCUGAGACUGACACCAGUCUGCCCAAGCAUGGAUGGAAAGGCAGCCCUACGCAGCAGCUUCAUAAAACUUACACCGGGACCACCUCAUGCCAUGGAACCCAGCCACGCCACCCCAUCCCCUGCAUUGCCGACGGCUGCUGGAGAGAACACGUGUGAGAUGGAUGUCUUUGAUGCAGCUGUGGAUGGGGCCACGCUGCUCAUCAGCCUGUGUGGCCUGGUGGGUAACGGGGCCGUCUUCUGGUUGCUCAGCUGCCGCAUCCGCAGGAACCCCGUCACCGUCUAUGUCCUCAACCUGGCCAUGGCCGACUUCACCUUCCUGCUCUUCAUGCUCACCUACACCCUCCUCAACCUCCUGAAAGACCUCUCCUGCUCCACGCUGCCCAUCUUAGUGAAGCACCUCGUAUCACUCCUCCUGCUCUCGCUACUUGCCCACAACAUGGGCAUGUAUCUGCUGGCGGCCAUCAGCAUCGAGAGGUGUGUGUCUGCCUUCUGCUCCGGCAGGACCCACUGCCACCGUCCCCAGCACCUGUCAGCCGUGGCGUGUGCCCUGCUCUGGGUCCUCUCCAUCACUGUCAUUGCUGUGGUGACAUCCCUGUGCCUGUCCCACCAGCAAGAGCAGUGCCGCCUGGCACUCAUCGCCAUGUACAUCCUCAACUUCCUCCUUUUUGCCCCAUCCAUGGUCAUUUCCAACAUGAUCCUGCUCAUUAAGGUGCUGUGCAGCACCAGGCAGCGCCAGCACAGGAGGCUCUGCAUCGUCAUAUUUCUCACAGUCCUCUUCUUCCUCCUCUUUGGAGUUCCCCUCAGCGUGUGGAAUUUCAUGCAGCAUUUCAGCUCAGACCCACUUGGGCAUCACCAGGUGGUUUUCCUGCUCGCCUGCAUCAACAGCAGCAUCAACCCCUUCAUCUAUGUGUUGGUGGGUAGCGGCAGGAGGCACUGCUCUUUGGCAUCCCUCCAGAUUGCCUUCCAGAGGGUCUUUGAGGAGCUGGGUGAUGAUGGUGUGGGCAGCAACAACUCCAUGAUGCGCACGCUGAGCUCAGCCCCUUGAAGCCUUUCCACUGCUUUACA
Lagopus leucura (white-tailed ptarmigan) is the source of this 1281-nucleotide messenger RNA. Its product is annotated as mas-related G-protein coupled receptor member H-like. The record is from RefSeq and is a predicted model, not a curated record. The transcript has 2 exons. Gene Ontology annotation, biological process: G protein-coupled receptor signaling pathway. NCBI's taxonomy places the organism in Eukaryota, Metazoa, Chordata, Aves, Galliformes, Phasianidae. Bases 215 to 1261 code for a protein of 348 amino acids. Gene Ontology annotation, molecular function: G protein-coupled receptor activity. Gene Ontology annotation, cellular component: membrane.